Trichobilharzia regenti is the source of this 2139-nucleotide messenger RNA. Lineage: Eukaryota; Metazoa; Platyhelminthes; Trematoda; Strigeidida; Schistosomatidae. The record is from the annotation of a GenBank genome assembly.
AUGGUAAACCCGAUUAAAAGCAUGGCAUGUCGACAUGUUCAAAAUAUGGUUCAGAGUGUCUCUAAAUGUUCUGGAAACGAGGCUCCUUAUUCACCUGUCAUAGACACUAACUCUGAUUCGGCCUCUAGCUCCGUUAACACAUCUAAGAGCUGUAAAAUUUCAGGACAACCAGAGAAAAAAACCGAAUGUCACUCAGAAUCAGAUGAAAGAUGUCAUAGCAAAAAUUGUCUUGCGCCUAACAUAUCUAGUCCCUGUGCUUUCCAUUGCGAAGAAGAUCAGCAGUUACCUAUUAAGUGUGCACAAUCAAAAAAGAUUUCACAUGAAGACUUAGACGAUCGCCAGUCUCCGAAUGACUAUCUUUGGCAGAAGUUGGAAGCGUUGAUUGACCAGAUGAUCUCAGAGGAGGAUGGGAUUCCCGUCCGCAAUGUGAAAAGUCUUAUGUCCGUUAUUCCCAGUACAUUCACAGGUAGUGAUAUCGUUCACUGGUUGAUGGAACACACUGGUGCUAGCGAUGUUACUGAAGCAGUUCAUCUUGCUAGCCGUAUUGCGUCUAUGGGCUACAUUUUUUGCAUUGACGACCAUGUGCUGACAGUUAAAAAUGAUGGGCAUACUUAUUACAGAUUUCAAACACCUUUUCUUUACCCAAGUCGAUGCAUGGAAGCAGAUACUGCAGAUUAUGCUGUAUACUUGUGUAAACGCACUAUGCAAAAUAAACAAAGACUAGAGUUAGCCGGAUUCGAAGCUGAACGUUUGGCUAGUUUACAGAAUAUUUACUGUCACAAAUGGGAAUUUAUUUAUAUACAAGCUGAAGCAGAAGCUAAAGUAGAUAAGAAAAGAGAUAAACUGGAGAGAUUGGUCCUUGAGUCACAAGAAAGAGCUUAUUGGGAUUUACAUCGGCCUCCACCAGGUUGUAUCAACACAACUGACAUUGAUAUGCGUAAAUUAUGUCGUGCUAAACGUCCUAAAAAGACUCCAUCACGACCUGUGAAUUUCCCUAUUCCAAGUGGUCCAGAUGGAUCCAUUCUAUUCUCAGUUUUGGAUGAUCUGUCACCACGAGAUCGAAUAGCUAAACUUCAUGCUUGUUCACGUACAAGAAUUAAACUAUCAAAGGCUGCUGAAAGUUUACAAAACUAUUCUGAUCAGUACUCUGAAUUCGACCUAUUGUUAUUCACGUCAACAUCUGUUGGAUUUUCUUCUCCUUCGGGAACUGGUGUAAAUCAACCAAAUACACUUACUCCCACUGGUCAGUUGAUAUCAGGUGGUGGGGUGAAUACUAAUGCUAAUUCAUCAUCCUCAUCUGCUGUACCUGGAUCUAUUCUGCGUUCAUCUGGGGAUAAAUUGAUUCAUCAUACACGAAGUAUAUCAGCUACUGGAUUCAAUGGAAUCUCAUCAUUAACUUCUAUGUCACUUGCUCGUACAGGCAGUGGAGUAGCAAAUGGUGCACAAAAUGUUACUGCAAGUGGACAGAUUUCCAGUGGACAUGGUUCAUCUGGACAUAUGGUGAAUGUUGCUAGUGCACCCACUUCAGUGUAUGAUCCAACACAAGAACCAGUUAGUGCAUUGAACCCAUGGAUUUCAGACAAUCCAGAUUAUUGGAAUACAGAUGUGCGUCCUAAAUACUUGCCUAUACGUCGUAUUAAACGUUGGAGUUUUUCAAUCCAUGAAUUACUGAAAGAUCCAGUUGGUUUAGAAGAAUUUCAACGGUGGUUAGAAAAAGAAUUUUCAGCAGAAAAUCUAAGAUUUUGGCAGGCUUGUCAGGUACUAAAAGGUGCUCCUCUUCGUGAAGUUCGCCAAUCAAUAAUGAACAUAUAUCAACAAUACCUGGCACCGAAUGCAGUAGAACCAAUAAAUAUUGAUAGUAGGAUUGCUGAUCUAGUUCGACGUCAUAUUGACGAUGAAUUGAAUACAACACCGAAUCGAUAUUGUUUUGAAGCUGCUGAAGAGCAUAUUUUUCAUUUAAUGAAAUCAGACUCAUAUUGUCGUUUUCUACGAUCUGAUGUCUAUCGUGAAUUAUUUCGUGGUGGUAAGAAAAAAUCUAAAAAACAACGUAGUGUAAUAAAUACGAGUACUUGUUCAGCACCUGGUGGGGGUGGUGCAAUUCAGAUUGCUGCAUCAGUCAAUUUUACUGGGAUCGAGUAA